CGGGCCUUUUGGGGGAAAAUCCCCUUUUUAGGGAUCCCGUUCCCAUGGAAAGGCUGGAAAAGCCCUGAGCCGGCCCCGCUUCCCUCGGAGCGCUCCCGGGAUAAUUCCGAACCGCCACCAAAAAUAGUGCAAAGGCCCCGCGCCGCCGCUUUCUUUAUGCUGCACCUCUCGCCCUAAAAUCAGCCAUGCCCCGCAGGAAGGCGGCGGGGCCGCCCUGGGACGCUGCGGGCCCGGGCCCUCAGGGCGGCGGGCGGCGGCGGCCGGGCCCUCAGGGCGGCGGGCGGCGGCGGCCCCGGCCCAGCGGCGGCAGCAGCGGCGGCAGCAGCGAGGAGGAGGCGCCCCGGGAGCGGCGGCCGCGGGACGGCAGCCCCGGGGCCCGCAGGCCCGGCAGGCCCGGCGGGGCGGCGGCGGCGGCGGCGGGGCCCGGAGGCCCCGGGGCCCGCGGGCAGAGCGUGGUGAUCUGCGAGCCCGAGCACAGCAAGGAGCGCAUCAAGCUCGAGGGCUCCAAGAGCCGGGGGCAGCUCCUGAUCUUCGGUGCCACCAACUGGGACCUGAUUGGCCGCAAGGAGGUGCCCAAGCAGCAGGCGGCGUACCGGAACCUGGGCCAGAACCUGUGGGGGCCUCACCGCUACGGGAGCCUGGGCGGGCUGCGCGUGCGCUCGGUGGUGUCGGGGCCCUGCGCCGCCCACAGCCUGCUGAUCACCGCCGAGGGCAAGCUCUGGAGCUGGGGGCGGAACGAGAAGGGGCAGCUGGGCCACGGCGACACCAAGCGCGUGGAGGCGCCGCGGCCGAUCGAGGCGCUGGGCGGCGAGGCCAUCGUGGCGGCCGCCUGCGGGAGGAACCACACCCUGGCACUGACCGAGAGUGGCUCAGUGUUUGCCUUCGGGGAGAACAAGCUGGGCCAGCUGGGGCUGGGGAACCAGACGGACGCCGUGCCCAGCCCCACCCAGAUCCUGUACAACGGGCAGCCGAUCUCCAAGCUGGGCUGCGGGGCCGAGUUCAGCAUGGUCAUGGACUGCAAGGGGAACCUGUACUCCUUCGGGUGUCCCGAGUACGGCCAGCUGGGUACGGGAUCUGGGAUCAUCCCGUGGGAAUGGGGUCUGGGAUCACCCCAUGGGAACCUGUACUCCUUCGGGUGUCCCGAGUACGGCCAGCUGGGCCACAAUUCCGACGGGAAGUUCAUCGCGCGGGCGCAGCGCAUCGAGUACGACUGCGAGCUGCUGCCGCGGCGCGUGGCGCUCUUUGUGGAGCGCACCAAGGACGGCCAGGUGCUGCCCGUGCCCAACGUCGUGGUCAGGGACGUGGCCUGCGGGGCCAACCACACGCUGGUGCUGGACUCCCAGAAGCGCGUGUUCUCCUGGGGCUUUGGGGGCUACGGGCGCCUGGGCCACGCGGAGCAGAAGGACGAGAUGGUUCCCAGGCUGGUGAAGCUCUUCGACUUCCCGGGACGUGGCGCCGCCCAGAUCUACGCGGGAUACACCUGCUCCUUCGCCGUCAGCGAGACCGGUGGGUUGUUCUUCUGGGGCGCCACCAACACCUCCCGCGAGUCCACCAUGUACCCCAAGGCCGUGCAGGACCUGUGCGGGUGGAAGAUCCGCAGCCUGGCCUGCGGGAAGAGCUCCGUCAUCGUGGCAGCCGACGAGAGCACCAUCAGCUGGGGGCCCUCGCCCACCUUCGGGGAGCUGGGAUAUGGGGACCACAAACCCAAAUCGUCCACGGCGGCGCAGGAGGUGAAAACCCUGGACGGGAUCUACACCGAGCAGGUGGCCAUGGGCUAUUCCCACUCGCUGGUGAUCGCCCGGGACGAGUCGGAGGCGGAGCAGGAGAAGCUGCGGAAGCUCCCGGAGUACAACCCCCGCACCCUCUGAGGGGCCCCGAUCCCAAUCCCGAUCCCAAUCCUGCUUCUCCAUCCCGGCUGCCGUGCUCCCUCCCCGUUCCUGCACUCCCAGCCCUCGGGGGGGUCAUUCCCACCUCCAUUCCUGGCUUUUGGAAUUCCCGACCGCAGCCGGGCCUUCCGGCAUGUCCCGCCCCGGGUUUUGUAGGGUCUGGCCUUGAAUUAUUUUUUAUUUUAUUUGUAUUUUUCCGCA
Molecule: messenger RNA, 2087 nt
Organism: Haemorhous mexicanus (house finch)
Lineage: Eukaryota; Metazoa; Chordata; Aves; Passeriformes; Fringillidae
Gene: RCC2
Product: regulator of chromosome condensation 2
Exons: 14
Coding region: 186-1868 (560 amino acids)
Source: RefSeq, a predicted model, not a curated record